This is a messenger RNA of Ectocarpus sp. CCAP 1310/34, 738 nucleotides long. The record is from the annotation of a GenBank genome assembly. Lineage: Eukaryota; Phaeophyceae; Ectocarpales; Ectocarpaceae.
AUGAGGCUCCUGGGUCUGUCCAAGCUGCCGCCAGACGCGUCUCGCUCGGAGCACCUGGCCCUCAUCCGGCAGCACCGGUCGGUGCGCAAGGAGCGCGUCAAGUCAUCCUCCCCUGCGUCCCUGAAGCGAGGCGGCUCGUACUCGCGGGUGAUGUCUUCCGGCGGCGGCGGCGGCGGCGGCGGCGAGGCCAGCUUUGGCAGCAGGAACCCAGGGGAAGCAGACAGUGCCUCCGUUCCGCCGUCGGCAGAGGGAGAGAAGUUGACGAUUCAGCAGCAACAGCAGCAGCAGUGCCCAGAUCGGGAGGAAGGAGAGGAAGUCACGACGCCACAUCACCACCACGACCACCAACCCUCCGAGUGGCUGGACAUGCGGGAGUCUUCGCUCAAGCUCACGCCGACCGACAUGGACGAGCGGUUCCUCGGGAGCAUCGAGAGCCUCAUGAACCAGUUCCCGGCCCCGCCGACCCGCGACCACGCCGCCGCGGCCGUGGUGGACGUGACCUCCCCGUCGACCGCGGCGCUUGGUAGGUUUAAGGGAGACGGCCGCCGCGGGCUUCCAAUGUCCAGGCCAAGCACCCAGUGGAGGGGCGUGAGCGGCGCCGACGGCGCUGAAGACAUGUCCCAUUCUUGGCAGAACCCGAUAUACCAGCAGCAGAUGGAGAGCAGGCGUGGGGGCGCCGUGCGCGAGAUAGACUCGCCGAUGCGGAUUCGGUAUCCCAAGGAUGAGUUCUCCUUGUAG